UUUUGCAUUGUCUUGUAAAGAAAGGUCCAAUUUUUGCUGGUAAGAGGGUCUCUAUUUUUCCAGGACCGGCCGCUCCACACCACAAUCCGACGGCGAGCAGACGCAUCCCGGCUGUUUUGUACUCGUAUUGGAGUCUCUUCAACGCGGUUCCUCCCAAGCCUUGGCGAUUAAGCGCUUCAUACUGCACCGGGAGGGAAACCAUGACUCCCGAAGAGCUAGAAAAGAAGAAGAAGAAAGAGGAAAAGGCUAAAGAAAAAGAACUGAAAAAACUCAAGGCAGCACAAAAGGCAGAAGCAGCUAAGUUGCAGGCGCAACAGGCUGCCACUGCUCCCAAGACAUCUAAGAAGAAAAGCUCAAAAAGAGAAGGUGUAGAUGAGAACCCGGAGGAUUUUGUUGAUCCAGAAACACCCUUGGGGAACAAGAAAAGGCUUUCUACUCAAAUGGCAAAGGCAUACAAUCCUAGUGCUGUCGAGAAAUCGUGGUAUGGUUGGUGGGAACAUUCAAAAUUCUUUGAGGCUGAUUCUGCAAGCUGCAAACCACCUUUUGUGAUUGUUUUGCCACCACCCAAUGUUACUGGUGCACUACAUAUUGGCCACGCUUUGACCGCUGCAAUCGAGGAUAUGAUUAUUCGCUGGCGUAGGAUGUCUGGUUAUAAUACUUUGUGGGUUCCGGGAAUGGACCAUGCUGGAAUUGCAACGCAGGUGGCCGUGGAAAAAAGGAUUAUGCGGGAUAGGAAGCUAACUAGACAUGAUAUUGGCCGAGAAGAGUUUGUUUCAGAAGUAUGGAAAUGGAAAACAGAACGUGGGGGCACAAUAUUGAAGCAACUUCGACGGUUGGGUGCAUCUCUUGACUGGUCCCGUGAGAGUUUUACCAUGGAUGAAAAAAGAUCCAAAGCUGUUACCGAAGCAUUCGUUAGGCUAUCCAAUGAAGGCCUCAUCUACAGGGCUCCACGUAUGGUACACUGGGAUUGUGUUUUGCGGACAGCAAUAUCUGACCUUGAAGUUGAUUAUAUAGAUGUGAAAGAGAGAAUGUUGCUCAAGGUUCCUACAUAUGACGAGCCUGUGGAGUUUGGAGUUCUUACUUCAUUUGCUUAUCCUCUAGAAGAUGGUCUUGGUGAGAUUGUUGUUGCCACAACUCGGAUUGAAACGAUGCUUGGUGAUACUGCAAUUGCUAUACAUCCUGAAGACAAAAGAUACACCCAUCUUCAUGGAAAGUAUGCUAUUCAUCCAUUUAAUGGAAGAAGGCUUCCAAUAGUUUGUGAUGAACAACUUGUAGAUAUGAACUUUGGGACUGGUGCUGUUAAGAUAACUCCAGCACACGAUCCAAAUGAUUUUGAGGUGGGUAGACGUCACAAUCUUGAGCGAAUUAACAUUUUGACUGAUGAUGGCAAAAUAAAUAGCAAUGGUGGUCCACGGUUUGAAGGGAUGCCUCGUUUUAAAGCACGUACAGCUGUGACUGAAGCAUUAAAGGCAGAGGGACUCUAUAGAGAUUCUAUACCUAAUGAAAUGCGCCUUGGCGUUUGUUCAAGAAGUAACGAUGUUGUGGAGCCUGUAGUAAAACCUCAGUGGUUUGUUGACUGUAAAGAUAUGGCAAAGCAGGCACUUGCUGCUGUUGUGGAUGAAAAUAACAGUAAAAUUGAGAUAAUCCCUAAGCAAUACGUUGCGGAAUGGAAAAGAUGGCUUGAUAAUAUCCGUGACUGGUGCAUUUCAAGGCAGCUUUGGUGGGGUCAUCGCAUUCCUGCAUGGUAUGUGACGUUAGAGGGUGAUGAUGAGCAACAUGGGUUUGGUGCCUAUGAUGACCGCUGGGUGGUUGCUAGAAAUGAAUCUGAGGCCAGAGAGUUGGCUCACAAGAAAUUUGGCCCCAUGUUUGAGAUUUCUCAAGAUUCUGAUGUACUUGAUACCUGGUUUUCAUCUGGUCUUUUCCCACUCUCUGUAUUAGGAUGGCCAGAGGAUACUCAAGAUUUAAAGACAUUUUAUCCAACUUCUGUUCUUGAAACUGGUCAUGAUAUUCUAUUUUUCUGGGUGGCUCGUAUGGUAAUGUUGGGAAUCAAGCUGGGAGGUGAUGUACCUUUUACCAAGGUAUAUUUGCAUCCAAUGGUUCGGGAUGCCCAUGGGCGUAAGAUGUCCAAAACGCUUGGAAAUGUGAUUGAUCCUCUUGAGGUCAUUAAUGGUAUAACUCUUAAAGAUCUUCACAAGAGACUUGAGGAAGGAAACUUAGAUCCAUCAGAGGUGGAAACUGCUAAAGAAGGUCAGAAGAAGGAUUUUCCGAAUGGUAUCCCGGAAUGUGGUGCAGACGCUCUUCGCUUUGCCCUCAUUUCAUACACUUCUCAGUCAGAUAGAAUCAAUUUGGAUAUUCAGAGGGUGGUUGGGUAUCGUCAAUGGUGUAACAAACUGUGGAAUGCAAUUCGCUUUGCCAUGAGCAAACUUGGAGAAGAUUACCUUCCUCCGGCCGAUGUGGUCCCACAGACCAUACCAUUUAGCUGCCAAUGGAUACUCUCAGCCCUAAACAAGACCAUAUUGAAGACUGUUUCAGCUCUAGAAUCUUCUGAAUUCUCAGAAGCAGCAACAGCAGUGUAUUCGUGGUGGCAAUUCCAAUUAUGUGACGUCUUUAUUGAAGUUAUUAAGCCAUAUUUUUCUUUUGAAGACCCGUCAUUUGCACCUGCAAGAAGAUCUGCACAAGAUGUGUUGUGGUUGUGUUUAGAUUAUGGGCUGCGGUUACUCCACCCGUUUAUGCCUUUUGUUACAGAGGAACUAUGGCAGCGCCUUCCGGCUAGGAUAGAUUGUUCCAAGAAAGAAUCCAUCGUAAUUAGUGAAUAUCCUUCCACUGUUGAGAGCUGGACAAAUGAUGAUGUUGAAGAGGAGAUGGAAAAGGUAACAGCUGUAGUAAAAGGACUGCGGUCGAAGAGAGCAUUGUUGCCUCCCAAGGAAAGAUUUGAAAGGCGAGCAGCAUUUGUGCUAUGUCGGACAUCUGAAAUUGCAGAAGUAAUAAAAAGGCAUGAGUUGGAGAUCUCUACACUCGCUAGUUUGUCAUCACUGAAGGUCUCAUGUGAUAUUGAUGAGGCUCCAACUGGAUGGUUUACAGAAGUUGUGGAUGACUCCCUAACUGUUCUUCUGGAAGAAAAAUCAUCUUCCUCCACCAGUAAUCCAGAGGCUGAGCUUGAGAGACUAAAGAAAAAGAUGGAGGAAACCAAGAGGCAACAUGACAACCUGUCCAAGAAAAUGAGUACCUUGGGUUAUAAAGAGAAAGUUCCUCCCAACAUUCAUGAGGAAAAUGCAUCUAAGCUGACAGCCUUGAUGAAUGAACUGGAAUUGUUUGAAGAAAACAUUGGGCGUUUGGAGAAUCUAACAGCCAACACUUCCUAAUUUUUUCUCUCGCUACUACUACCAGGCCUGGUACUAAAUUAUCAUUCAUAAUUUUACAUGUAUGUGUAUAACACAUUUUGUGCAACUUACAUGCGUUUCCCAUUUCGCCCCACCCACUUGAAAGGUUUUAUUUUUUAAAUUUAUUUUGGACAUUGUAUUCCAUUCAACAUCAUAUUUUUUCUUAUACAAGUACUACUUUUCCUACACUUUAUUGCUGUUAGUAUAAGACCUAUUUGGCAUCAUCAAUAUAUUUUUGUAGUCUUGAAUACUAAAUGAAUAGGUAUUGGCUUAUUUGGCUGAAUUUGAUGUCAUCAAA
Messenger RNA from Cuscuta europaea, 3678 nucleotides. The record is from the annotation of a GenBank genome assembly. Lineage: Eukaryota; Viridiplantae; Streptophyta; Magnoliopsida; Solanales; Convolvulaceae.